AUGACUUCAUUGUUGAUCUCUCCUCCUUCGGUAAUCCUGAAGCGAGGUGUGAUUAAUGCGAGAUUUGAUCAAUAUAAUGGUGGUGGAAGAAGUAAGAAUAUGGUGGAUGAGAAUAUGAUUGUUUUGAGAAUGCGUAUUAAAGAUAUGAAAAUAUUAGAAACUGAAAAAUCAGGACCACCUUCAAAUUGGAUGGGAUGGGAGAAGAAGUACUUUGCACAUUACAACGAAGACAUUUGUGAAGCUAUUGGAUUGUUACAGAUGUACUUGAUGGAAACUAGGCCAGCUUUGGCUAUGGGGAUGUUAGGGCUGAUUUGUUUGAGUCUCUCCCUUUCAACUUACUCCAUGGUUCAGCAACUCAUGGAAAUAGCCAAGUUUAUUCUUCAACCUAAUUAA
This is a messenger RNA of Solanum lycopersicum (tomato), 393 nucleotides long. RefSeq lists its product as uncharacterized. The record is from RefSeq and is a predicted model, not a curated record. NCBI's taxonomy places the organism in Eukaryota, Viridiplantae, Streptophyta, Magnoliopsida, Solanales, Solanaceae.